Frieseomelitta varia is the source of this 2517-nucleotide messenger RNA. RefSeq names its product nucleolar protein dao-5-like (gene Nopp140). Bases 9 to 2417 code for a protein of 802 amino acids. Lineage: Eukaryota; Metazoa; Arthropoda; Insecta; Hymenoptera; Apidae. The transcript has 5 exons. The record is from RefSeq and is a predicted model, not a curated record. Gene Ontology annotation, cellular component: nucleoplasm; nucleolus.
AGCGCCACAUGAGAAUGGGAACUAAUCGACAAUAUAUUUCAGACGUACACUCAAUCGUAACCAGUCUCUCGAGUUUUCAACACGCGUUCAUCAUGGCAUCCGCCGAAGAACUCAGUGUCUCUGCCCUUGUAUACGAUUAUUUAUUGAAAAAGGACGCAUCGCUGGCAAAAGUUUUCCAGAAAAAAACGAAAGCGCCUGAGUUGCCAAAAGGUGCACCAACUAUACAGGAUGUAUUUAAUCACUUUCAAAAAACAUCGUCAAAAAAAUUAAACAUAAAGAGACAAGCUAAAGAUUCGAGUUCUGAUACAAGUUCGGAGAGUGAAGAGGAGGCACCAAAGAAGGUGCCCACACAAAUAAAUGGUAAAUCUACAGUUAAUGCUGUAGUAAAUAAUAAGCAAAAAGAAUCUUCUUCAGAAGAUAGUUCCAACGAAGAUCAAGAUUCUACGUCAAAAGCAACUACAAAAAUUAAAGGUAUUGUCAAACCAUUAUCUAAACCACCAACUGUAAAGAAAAAAGAAAGUUCAGAUGAUAGUUCAUCGGAAGAGGAUACAGGUAAAACACAACCUAAAAUAACAUCAACACCAAAAGUAACUAAAACACAAGAAUCUUCAGAUUCAGAGUCUGAUUCAGAUGGAGAGGAAUCUAAAGUAAAUGUAACUACAAAAACAGCUAAAAAACCAGUUAUUCCAGCCAGUAAAAAGAAGGAAUCAUCAAGCGAUAGCAGCAGUGUUGGUGAAGACAAAAGUCCAGUUAAACCAUUAUUAAAGAAUGUACCAGCUAAAACAAAAACAUCAUCUAACAAAGAAAAAUCCAGUAGUGAUGAUUCUGAUGAUUCUUCUGAGGAAGAAAAGACUAAACCUCAGCCAUCAAUUAAAACUAAGCCAGUUACAAAACAACAGAAAUCUUCAAGCGAUGAUUCUGAGGAUUCGUCAGAAGAAGAAACUAAUACAAAGACACCAGUUGCUAAACCUAUUCAAAAUAAAAAGAAACAAGAAAAAACUACUCAACAAAAGAAAAAAGUAGGAUCUAUUUCAGAAAAGAAAGAAACAUCAAAACCAGAAACUCAAAAUAAAAAUUUACCAACAAAAUCAGUAGUAACGGUAACAAAAGAUUCAUCAUCUGAUGAAGAUAGUAGUGAGGAAGAAGCACCACAAACCAAAAAACCUGCUCCUCCAGCAAAAGUAGCUCCAGCUAAAAGAAAGGAAACUUCUAGCGAAGAUAGCAGCGAUGAAAGCAGUGAACCACCAACUAAGAAACUUGCUGCUUCACAAACACCAGUAGCUGUAAAGAGCACACCAGCUAAGAAAGAAAAAUCUUCCUCCAGUAAAGAUAGCAAGGAACCUGCUCCUGCUAAAUCAAUAACAUCUGUAUCUAAGAAAGCACAAUCUUCUAGUGAAGACUCUGAUGAUUCUGAUGAGAACGACAAGUCAGUUACAAAAGCAACAAAGAAACCUGUGGUACAAUCAGCUGCAAAGAAAGCUGAGUCUAGUUCUGAAGAUUCAGAUGAAUCUUCUGAAGAUGAAAAAUUACCAUCUGCAGUUACAAAAGCAGUAACAAAAACUAGUAAAAAGAAGUCUAGUGAAGAUUCUAGCGAAAAUUCAGAUUCGUCAGAUGAUGAAAAACCUCAAACACCUACUGUUAAAACUACUUCAAAACAACCAGCUAAAGAAAAUUCAGAGGGCAGCAAUUCUGAUAAGGAAACGCAAAAGAAAAAAGAAAUACAAAAUACACCUAAAGCUCAGAAAAGAAAACACGAAGAAGGAGAGGAAAAUGAAGAUAAGCCUCCUGCGAAAGCUCAGAAAAAUAAUUACAGUAAUUUUGUAAAGGCAAACGAUAGCUUCAAUAAUGACAAGCAAUCCAAAAAAACUCCAUUUCGUCGUGUAAAGGACGAAGAGAUAAAAUUGGAUCCCAAAUUGGCAAACAAUUCUUUUGAGGCAAAGGAGGACAGUCAGGAGGAAGGUGGUUUUAAGAAACAUAGUGGAAGGGGUGGAUUUAGUAGAGGCAGAGACAAUUUUGGUCGCGGUGGAUUCAGGGGUGGACGUAAUAAUGAUGGUGAUAGAGAUAGAGGUUUUGGUCGCGGUGGAUUCAGGGGUGGACGUAAUAAUGGUGGUGAUAGGGAUAGAGGUUUUGGUCGCGGUGGUCAUGAUAGAGGAGGAAGAGGUGGUUUUAGAGGUGGUUUCAGGGGCGGUCGAGGAAAUUUUAGAGGUGGUUUCGAUGGUAGAAGAUCAUGGGGUGGGAAUGAUAGGAAAUUCGAUUCGGAAGGCGGUAAAACUGACGGGUUUAAAAAAUCAUGGGGUAGCAACGAAAAUAGAAGAGAUAGUCACGGUGAGUUUAGAGGAGGCAAAGAGGAUUUUGACAAAAGGAGAUCAUUCGAUAGCGCGCCAGUAAAAAAUAAAAAGAUAACGUUUGACGAUUGAUAAUGGUAAAAAUUAUAUAUAUAAGAAGGGUGCUCGUGGAUCGUGGGGAGAAAAAGCAAAUGAAGCCUUCAAAUUCACGAGAGGAAAGAAGUUUCGUCAC